This is a messenger RNA of Aspergillus ibericus CBS 121593, 2343 nucleotides long. RefSeq names its product mitochondrial 37S ribosomal bS1m domain-containing protein. Gene Ontology annotation, cellular component: mitochondrial small ribosomal subunit. The record is from RefSeq and is a predicted model, not a curated record. Gene Ontology annotation, biological process: mitochondrial translational initiation. Gene Ontology annotation, molecular function: structural constituent of ribosome. The transcript has 6 exons. Lineage: Eukaryota; Fungi; Ascomycota; Eurotiomycetes; Eurotiales; Aspergillaceae. Bases 1 to 2343 code for a protein of 780 amino acids.
AUGGGCAAGGUUCUUUUGACUGGAGGCAGUGGCUUCAUUGCUGCUCACAUCAUUGAUAUCCUACUCGAGCAUGGAUUUGACACUGUAGUCACAGUCAGGUCCGAGGAAAAGGGCCAAAGAAUUCUUGAUGCCCAUCCCGACACACCAAAGGAAAAGCUUUCCUAUGUCAUUGUCAAGGAUGUCGCGGCAGAAGGAGCAUUUGAUGAGGCUGUCAAGUCCGACCCGCCUUUCGAUUAUGUCCUGCAUACCGCGUCUCCCUUCCACCAUAACGUUCAAGACCCUGUUAAGGACUUCCUGGACCCAGCCAUUAAGGGAACCACAGGAAUACUCAAGGCAAUCAAGGCCUAUGCUCCAACAGUAAAGAGAGUCACUAUCACAUCCUCUUUCGCUUCGAUUAUCAAUGUCAAGAAGCACGCCAAAGUGUACAGCGAGGCGGACUGGAACCCAGUGACUUGGGAGGAAGCCAUGGAUCCCCCUCAAACCUACCGUGCAAGCAAGACGUUCGCAGAGAAAGCUGCCUGGGACUUUGUCGAGAAGGAGAAGCCUAAUUUCGACAUCGCAACGAUCAACCCACCUCUUGUGUUUGGGCCUGUCGUGCACUACCUGAACACUUUGGAGGCCAUCAACACUUCAAACCAGCGAAUCAGUAACUUGAUCCAGGGAAAAUACAAGGACGCUCUUCCGCCGACCGCCACGUUCCUCUGGGUGGAUGUUCGCGAUGUUGCGCUCGCACAUGUUAGGACGAUAGAGGUUCCAGAAGCUGGUGGCCAACGUUUCUUUGUCACCGGCGGUUCUUACUCGAACAAAGAUGUCGCGGAUGUGAUCCGGGAAUCAUUCCCUGAACUUGAAGGUAAAUUGCCUCCGAAGGACGCACCAAGCGAUAUUCCGGCGGAUGUCUAUGGCUAUGACAACAAGAAAUCCAUUGAGGUCUUGGGUAUCCAGUACCGAACCUUGAAGCAGUCGGUUACUGACACUGCCAAAUCACUGCUAUCCCCGACAGCAAACCUGCUGCGGAACUCUCGCCUUUUCGCUCUUCCACAAGCUUUGACGCCACCCCCGCCGCCGGCGACCUCGAGAACUGUCUUUGAGUCCGAGACCGCGACCCUUCCCCAUCCUAUCCGAGCGUCUAUUGUCACACCAUCGUCUUCUCUAGCCAGGGGAGAUUGGGGCUUGAAAAGACCUCUUCCCGCCAAGACAACCUCCGAAAGAUCGUCCAGGCCCGUGGUCAGAAUCAAUGAACUCGAUACCUUCGAACACAUCACGGACUUCGAGUCCGCGGCCGAUCACACGGUGACCCUGGAGAAAUUCCAGGAACUCCAUAUGCCGAUGUCGCUCCCCUCGAAAGUCAAUUACGCAACCAGCAUCAUUCCUAGACACCAGAGUCCCUUCGAGUCGCACGUGGACAACACACAAACCAGCGAAGGCCGUGAGGUGCCCGGAGCCAAACAGUUCAGACAUUCCGGUCCCUGGCUUGCUGGGCAAACGGAGGCCAGGUUCCAGGCGUACUUGAAAAAGGUCCGGAAGAACAAGCCGGAACUUUUGCAGAAGCUCCGUGAAUAUUUUGUUGCCAAGCGCGAGGCCGAGCAAAGGAAGCAAGCACAGGAUAACGGGGCGGAUUUGGAGGCGCUCGAGCCUGUCGAGGUUACCGAUGAAGAAUUCCAGGACUAUCUCAAGACACUCCGCAACAGUCCGUCUUCUCUAGGCCCCGUCGUAUGGGAGCUCCUUGACCUCGCAUCCCCGCCUGCUGUACCGAGUUACCGAAUUGGCACCACGCACUACGUGUCCCCCGGCACCAAGCUCUCGUCGGCGGAAUAUGCAGCAUCCGGACCCCCGAAGACACAUCCCUCGGCGGGUUUGUCCUACUCUAGAUCACAUGCAUUGAUCUACAACCAUCCCAAGCAUGGACCUCAGGCUUAUCAACGCCCAGUGGAGGCACGUAUCUUGCGACCUAAGGGACGGUUCAAGGGCAAGAGCUCAAAGGCCAUUGCUGGUGUUGCUGGUAUUGCAGUGGAAGACCUGAAUGCUAUGACUUUCACGGACCAAGGCUCUCCUGCCGGCGUUGCCUACUUUGACGCAUCUAUCACCGGUGGUGCUAAAUAUUGGGUCACCCCUAUCCGGGCCUCUGUUGACUCGGAGGGCAGGAUUGGCCUGGCUUCUUACCGCGCUAGCGCUACUGCUAAGGCCCCUUACAACAUUGAUAGCCAGAAAAAGCCUGGGAUGUACAGCAUUUCCGACGUGGCUCGCGGCGAUCAGCGCGUGGUCCCGAGACUGGAUGGACAGCGGGGUCCCCAAGCGGACACUGAGGAGGUUGCAAGGAACCUCAUGAAGAGCCUUAGCUCAUAA